ACUUUCUACACGACAGAAAUACGCUCUCGUCGCUGGCGAAUUUAAAAUCAAUUCAGUUUGUUUUGUGGGACCAAAUUUUCAUGAAAAAAAAUAUUUUAACUUGUAAGUAAACUCUUUGAAGAGGUACAUUUCUUCAGUAAUUAAAUGUUGUGGUAAUUAAAUAAUUGUAUCAGUUGUAAUCUCAAUUAAAUUCUAGUUUGUUGCAGCAAGGGAAAAGCAAUAGCCUGCAGCAAUUUUAUAUAAAUAAAAUGUCAUAAAGGUAAGUAAAACUGAUACAUAUUUUAACAGACCAUUGUUUUAUUUUGUUACAAAAGCUAGCGUUCUGAUUGUCAUUGGUUUGGUAUAAGAGUAGGACAUCGAUGAAUGUUAAAGGUCUAUCUAAAGACUCUCAAAAAACUAAAGUGGGCUUCAUUUCCUUCAAGGCAAGAGAUGGCCGCAAAUUUAUUUGUAUGCUAGCCUUAAUAUUUCGUUGAAUGUAAUCGUGACACUUUAAAAAUUCAAUUUCGGAUUUCAUUUAAACGUUUUCUUUUUAAACGAACCCUGUAAUAGCACUCGCAUCUUUUAUAAUAUGAGUACGAACAUUUUGAAACUGAUGUUCUAUUACUUUCUACAGCUGUCAAGGGUACACGGAACCAACAAAUAAACCAGGCCAAACGGGAAACUUCUUUAUUGUUAUCAACGAUGUCACAGAAGAGAAGUUUCAGAGUAAUAAAAGUCACAAUUUGAAGUAAUAUUGUAUUUUAAAACUGCGUCACACAUGAGUAGUUUCAAUCUUUCAACGAGAAAAAAAAAGGAACUACGCCACGCAUAUCAAGGUAUAAAUUUAAGGAACCGAGUAAAUGAUAAUAGGCUUCCUCAUUCCUGAAUACGCCUGGCAGAUCGGCGUUACGCCCUAACAGAAUAGUUGAUAACAUCUUUGUGUAUCAAAACUACAGCUUUUUAGACGGCAUAGGGAAACAAAGUAUUCGAAACAUUCAGAAUGACUUUUGAUUUCGGGAACUUCAAAUCAUCCGUGGCUGAAGGAGUUCAGAAGUGUAUCGGUCAACAAUGGACACAUGAUGAUUACAGUGACGUCACUGUUGUUGUGGAAGAUAUGGAGUUCCACUGUCAUAAGUUUAUGCUAAGUUCGUGCUCUAGUUUCUUUAACGGACUUCUACGGGCUGAGAUGAGAGAAAGCAUAGAGAAUCGAGCUGUGCUGAAAUCUAUGAGCAAAGAAACAUUUGCUGUCAUCAUCAAUGCUGUUUAUAAGGGUGAAAAUGGUUUAACAAAGGAAAAUAUUCUACCAGUGUGGCGAGCAACCAUUUUUUUGGACAUUCCAUUUCUAAUAGAAAUGUGUGAGUAUUUUGUAAGUCAAGAUAUUUCAUUAACUAAUUUUGAAAUAUAUUAUGAAAGUGCAAAGCUCCUGGGACGUACACAUGUUCUAAGACUUUUACAUAAUUUUAUGAUCAGAAAUUUCCAACAAAUCAAUGAUAGAAAGACAUUCUUUGAACUAUCUGCUGAAGAAAUCUGUAACAUGGUAGACAGUCACUUCCUUAAAGUAGAUUCUGAAGAUGUUGUUAUUGAAUCGAUUCUUCAGUGGAUCAAUUACGAACAUCAUGAUGUUGAAAUGCUGGUCGAUGGGAGUACUGACGAUUCUUUGGAUGAUCAAGACUAUCGCAAUGAAAUGAAUAAUGCUGCCUGUAGGAAUGACCAGUCGAAAGAAGGAAUCAAUCUUGGUGACAGCGGUGAACAAACGGCCGAACUGACGAUGGAUGCAACCAACUGUAGCAAAUCAGAGUUACGUGCAAGCACCACUGAAAUGUCUAAGUCUGUCAUCUGCAGUAUUUAUGAGGCAGAUGGCAUGGCUUUAGUAAAUACAUUUGAGACACAUCAACGACAGCAAACAACAUCACCAGAAGCGUCAACGGACACUAGACACACAAAUCCGGCUCUUAAAAGAGAAAGUGAAUUAAAUUUGAAUGAAGGAUCUGAGAGAGCAGACUAUGUGAUAAAGUUACUUAAAUCAACUCGAAUGCAUUUGGUAAGUCGCGGGUGCCUUGAAAAUCUGACGAGAAAUGCAGUGAUAACAUCAAACCUAGAUGCCAUGAAUAUUGUGUAUGAAGCCCUGGUGUAUAAAAAAAAGGCUGUCAAUUACGGAAAUACCAUCUUGAGAUACAGAGAACACAGUAACAUCAUCAACGGGGUGGCUUUUGUUUGUGAUAACCUGGUGUUUUUAUACAAUCUCUUAGAUCAUCAGGCGUAUACUUUGUUUGAUAAAGAUUUAGGACAAGAACAAUUUUCUGGAUUUGUUGGGCUUACUGCAAUAAACUCUGCUCUAUGUUUCACUACAACAAAAAAAGAAAGCGUACUGAUGGCAGGUCGCAGCCGGUCAAUUGUAACUGAUACAACUUUCAAAUAUUUAAAAUUAUAUAACACAGAGGACGAUUCCUUUUCAGAGUUGGGAAAGUCAAUGAGCUCACAUAUAUCGUUCCUGCUCAAUUACAAUGACAAUAUAAUUUGUACCGAUAAUUUAUUUGUGGACGUAACUGUUUUUCGACCAUCAGAGGAAAUUUCUUUAGGUCUACGAUUCUUAAACACUAACAUUACUCCUUCGCAUGCGACAAUUUUUGAAGACGAUAUAUUAAUAUUUUACGUAUCCGGAGCAAGAACUGGAAUAAAAAGUUGUAAACCAAGAAACAAGGUAUUGGUCACUCUUCCAGACAUCGAUGGCCCUGCCGACAAAAUGACCAGUUUCCAACACGACGCAC
Molecule: messenger RNA, 2747 nt
Organism: Lymnaea stagnalis (great pond snail)
Lineage: Eukaryota; Metazoa; Mollusca; Gastropoda; Lymnaeidae
Source: the annotation of a GenBank genome assembly